AUAUUUUCAUGUUUACUUGUGGUGUUUGUAAUAAAAGAUUUGGCCGUUUAACGAGUCUUAAAAAUUAUAAAAAGGUUCACAAAAACAACUAUUAUAUUGAAAAUGAAUCUGGUACUAGUACCGACACUAGUACUGACACUUACAGUUCUGACAAUAGUGACCUGAUAUCUGAUAAUCAAGAAGUUGAUCAUGAAUCUAACCUAGCAGUUGAUAUUCAAAGCAUAUCUGAUGAAUCAAAUCUAAUACUUAACAAUGAAGAAAUUGACAAUGAUGAAUCUAAAAUUGACAAUAAUGAAUCUACUUCAAUGCUUGAUAUUCAAAGCAUAUCUGAUGAAUUGAAUCUAAUACUUGACAAUGAAGAAAUUAACAAUGAUAAACCUACUUCGAUGCUUGAUAUUCAAAGCAUAUCUGAUAAAUUAAAUUUAAUACCUGAUAAUCAAGAAAUUGACAAUGAUAAAUCUACUUUGAUGCUUGAUAUUCAAAGUACUUCUAGAACAAAUUUAAUAUUCAACAACCAGGAAAUUAUUAAUGAAGUUAAUUCAAUAUUCAAUGACGAAGAAAUUUUUAAUCAAAGUUUUAUUUAUGAGUCUAGCGAAAUAUUUAAGAGAAAUAUAUUAGAAAAUGAAAAUAAUGAGUUCAUUGAUGAAAUUAAUGAAUCUCAGAAUAAUAAUAGUGAAUAUAGCGAUAUUGAAGAUAGUUCAGACUUUUCCAGCAAUGCAUAUCAGGAUUUUAUUAAUAUAGUAAUCAGAUAUAAGCUUUUAUAUAUGGCUGGUGAUGCAAUAUUAACAUUCAUAAAAAGACAUAGUCAAAUAAAGGAUAAAACAUAUUUAUUCGAAUAUAGACCUAUUAUUUCAGCAGUUAAAGAAAUACUUCAACAUCAAGAAAUUGUGACAAGCUGUAUAUUUGAUUAUGAAAAAGUUUACAUAUCAGUUGAGGCAA
Dentiscutata erythropus is the source of this 939-nucleotide messenger RNA. The record is from the annotation of a GenBank genome assembly. NCBI's taxonomy places the organism in Eukaryota, Fungi, Glomeromycota, Glomeromycetes, Diversisporales, Gigasporaceae.